UACGUCGGCGAUUACGUUGCGGAAAUCAAGCAAAAUCAGUGAAAACGUAAUAAAAUAUACGUUUAUUUCGAAUAAAAUACAUAAACGCGUCGCAAAUUGUGCGUUUUAUAAAGUUAUAAAUUUUGAUGUAUCAGAGUGUGUGAACAAAAUGUGAAGAAUUGAAGUGAAAAUUUCCAUAGUGUGUGCAUAAUUUUUGUGUGUCUAAACAACAGUUGUGAAUUCGUUGAUUUAAUUCACAAAUUCACAUCCAACUGUUAUUGAGUGAGCGUGUAUUAAUUGUUGUAAUUUCGUAUGAGCUUUUCUUUGCCGGUCAUUUGGCACAGUGAUGCGUGUUAUUGUGUGAAGUUUUGGUGUUUUUGUUGUUGAAUUAAUUACAAGAAUUCAUCUGGGCUGUCAGAUACUCAAAUAAGUAUGUUUAAGUGAAUCAUUUCUUAUUAAGAGUAAAUCGUUUAAUAAUAGGAUAAAAUCUAAAGCGGUUAAAUGCGCGUAGCAACAAUUUGAAAGGUCAAACAACAACGUUAUAUACUUAGUUAUAUCACAUCACAUGGGGAAGCAGAUUUUUAAAUAAAGACUUUCACUGAGUUAAUUACUAGCAACGUAAUGUAAGGAGAGGACAGAAGUCUGAAAUGGAGGAGUUCCAAAAAAAAGAAAAAGAGUAAAUGAGAAAAUAAUAUAAAUAAAUCAUUGAUUAGAACACUUCGCCAGUAUUGUUUUAAAGGCUGAAGAAUUGAACCAAAGCAAAGAAAAAGCAGCGAAUUAAGGAUUCGAGAAUGAUUGAAGAACAAGCGCGGCACAGAAAAAGAUGUGAGAAACAAAAAAACUGAAGAGGUUGCGUUUAAAAGUACACAAUAUUGGGGAAAAAUGGACAAAAAUGGACAAAACGAUAGAAAUAUAAUAGAAAAAGACCGCGAGAAUUUUAAUACCUCGAAGUUAACACUUAAAAAUCAAAAAAAGUUCAAGUAUACUAAAGAAAAUGCAUAUACUCAACUCUAAGUAAACUGUAGGUUAAGAAUAAGCACGAACACUAAACAGUAUGACUAAAAAGUGUUUCAAGAAAAACUAAAGAACAGAAACUAACCAAAACAAAUGUAAAGCAAAAGAGGAACAGAAACAGAAAGUGCAACAGAAAGCAACAGAAUUACAAAACAAAGCUAAUAAGAAAGAAAUGCAGAAAUAAAACCAAAAAUAUGCCUCAAAUUGAAAUUGAACCAAAAGCAGUAACAGGAACAGAAGAAGAAACAGAAACAAAAAAUAAGAAGGAACAGGACAAGAAACAGAAACAAAAAAUAAGAAGGAACAGGAUAAGAAACAGAAUCAAAGGAUAAGAACAAACAAAGUAAAGAAAAAAGAGGAACCGAAGAAGUAACAGAAAAAUAAGAAAACACAAGAACAGAAGCAGAAACUGAAACAUAAACAAAAGAAGAAACAGAAAGAGAAAGCGAAGAAGGCACAGCGGAAGCAAUUUAAAUGAAGUUAAGCAGCCGUUCAAAUAGAAACAAAAGUUGAAGCAAACGAAAAAAUAACAGCAAAUCAAAACGGGACAGGUACUUACACAAACGCGGAAUAAUAAAUAAAAUUAAUUUUGGAAAACAGAGAGAAAGCUAACAAAAUUUGUAAUAAUUAUAGAAACAGAUAUGAGAAUAGAAUUGCAAACAGAAAUGAAAACAGAAUUUGGUACAGAAAUGUCAAGCAUGCCAGAAACUGCAGCGGCAGCAGCCGAACCACGAAUUGGAGUUUACAAACAAAAUCGAAAACAAAUAAAUAAACUUCAACAACAAAAAAUGCUCACAAAUUAUCGAUCUCACGGCGGUACGCAAGCCCAACUCCCACCAACUCAACACCGCACUCAUGGUUAUUACGCAGAUCAGCGACAACCAACAACAGCAGUGCGCCUACAAGCCGGUAGUUGCAUUUCAGGAGCUGAAAUUUUGAUCCACACUCAAUGCCAAUGGACACCUACUCAAAAUCACAAGCGCAUACCAGCUGCAGCACGCUCUAAGUGCCACACAGCAGUUCAACCGCGUAACCAGCACAAAUCGUUGAGCACAAAAUCCUGUCGAUCACAGUUUCGCAAUUGGCGUGAUUGGCUUUUUCCUGCCCAAGCAUUGCAACCACCUUGGCGCAACCCCCUUACACAACUAUUAACAACCUACACGCUGCUGUAUCUGCUAAGCGCGUUGCCCCACGUACGUGCCGCUUGCCGCGAGGAGUCCGCUCGCGCUUGCGAAGCCAUUUGUACACCGGACGGUCCCGACUGUACGUUGCGCGCACUUUUAUUGCUGCCCGACGAUGACACCUACACGGCUUCGUUGCGUCGCACAAUGCCAGUGUUGCAUUUGGCCGACCAAUAUAUACGCGAAAAUAGUUUAUUGCCACCGCAGUUGAAUUUGGAAUGGAUGACGGGCGAUGUGAAAUGCGAUGCAGCAUAUGCGUCUAUUAAGGCCAUGGACGGCAUCGUAAAGAAUUGUGCACAUGUUGUCUUUGGUCCAGUUUGCGAUUAUGCCCUAGCCGCCGUUAGUCGCAUCGCCAAGUACUUCAAUAGCAACGGCACACCAGUCAUAUCCAUAGGUGGCGCCACCGACAGUUUUGAAGACCAGAAAACAACAUGUGCUGAUGAGUUCUAUAUGCUGGUGCGUCCCGGCGUGCUCAGCUUUAAAAGUCUCUCCCUGAUGAUAAUCGAACUAAUGAAACGCUACAAUUGGUCGAACUCCAUAGCAUUCUACGAACGUGAUGGGCAAAGUAAUGCCGUCGGUGAGCACAGCUGUUAUUUGAUGAUGAAAAGUUUUGGCGAUGAAAUGCGUAAUCUGAAUUUGACAUUUGCACAGUAUUCCAUAGUGCCGGAGCUGCGCAACCGCACCGAGGAGCUAGUACGUGAAAUUGGCAAUAAACACACAAUUGUCAUUAUGUGUGCGGAACCCGAGAAUAUCCGCCGAAUCAUGUUGACCGCUGAGGAAUUGAAUAUGGUCGACAGUGGCGAAUAUGUGUUCAUAAAUAUUGAAAUGUUCUCGCACGCUUCACACAUCGCUUGGAGACCUUGGUAUGACAAAAACGAUACAACAGAAAAUAACGAACGCGCACGAAAGGCAUAUACAGCUAUACUGACUUUAACGCCAAAACAACCGGAUGAUGAGGCAUACACUACAGUUUCCAAUAAGAUCAAAACCAUCGCCACGGAGAAAUAUAAUUACACAUUCCAGGAAAAUGAGGAUGUCUCAUCCUUUGUAAUAUCCUUCUUCGAUGGCGUAUUGCUCUAUGCCAAAGCGCUCAAUGACAGUAUUCGUGAGGAUCCGACGGUGCUGACACGCCCUAUAAAUGGCACCGAUAUGGUACGACGUAUGUGGGGACGCAGUUUCAAAGGUAUUACCGGUAAUGUCACUAUCGAUAACAACGGCGAUCGCAUCUCAGCAUAUUCUUUACUGGACAUGAAUCCGCAUACGGGUAGUUUUGAAAUUGUUGCCGAUUUCAUACACAACCGCUUGGACUUUGUGCCAGGCAAGGAAAUACACUGGGCCGGUGGCCGCAAAGAACCACCACCUAGCACGCCGAUUUGUGGUUACGAUGGCUCACUGUGUCCAGAUAAUUCACUACCCGGUUAUGCGAUACUCUCGAUCAUACUCGGUGUCGUAGUUGUGCUGAUGACUGUCGGUUUCUUCUUCGGUUAUCGGCACUAUAAAUCAGAGGCGGAAAUAAAUUCCAUGACAUGGAAGGUUUCACUUAGUGAUUUAGUUUGUCCAGAUUUAGGUGGUCGCGGUAUACGCGGCUCCUUUCACUCACUCGUACGGCAUAGCUCGCAAUUGACACUCAUGUCCGAGGACUUGCGUUCGUUGUGCGGUGAUCGUCAAAUCUUCAUACCGGUCGGUAUGUAUCGUGGUUGUGAAGUAGCUAUUAAGGCUAUCGAAAAUCGUCAAAUCAAUUUGACACGUUCGCUUAUGUUGGAACUAAAAAGUAUGAAGGAUCUGCAGCAUGAUCAUUUGGUGAAAUUCUAUGGCGCAUGCUUGGAUCCACCGAAGCGUUUCCUACUCACCGAAUACUGUCCGAAGGGCUCACUGCAGGACAUACUGGAGAAUGAACAAUUCCAGCUGGACUGGAUGAUUAAAUUAUCGCUGAUGCAUGAUAUUGUGCGCGGCAUGCAUUUUCUACACAACUCGGUUAUACGUUCGCAUGGCAAUUUGAAAUCCUCCAAUUGUGUGGUGGAUUCCAGGUUCGUUUUAAAAAUCACCGAUUUUGGUUUGCAUACGCUAAAGCGGGAACGACCAGAAGCGGUGGAAAACGAUGUGGAGGACUGCAAUAGUCAUGCGUAUUGGAGUAAACUCUUUUGGACCGCGCCCGAAUUAUUGAAAAUUGGCAAUGAUCGUCCGCCAGAGGGUACACAGAAGGGUGACGUUUAUUCGUUUGGCAUAAUUGUACACGAAAUCACUACGAGACAGGGUCCAUUUUACCUAGGCAAGACUGAAAUAGAAAAAUCACCAAAAGAAAUUAUUCAACUAGUCAAAGCUUAUCCGGAACAUAUAUCUUCGCCAUUUCGCCCGUAUAUCGAUGAGCAUGAUGGAUACCUUGAUAUUAACAACCUCAUGAUCAAGUGCUGGGCUGAGGAUCCGCUUGAACGUCCCGACUUCAAUGCACUCAAAUCAAACAUACGUCGAAUCAAUAAAGACAACGAGACCGGAAACAUUGUGGACAACCUGCUUAAACGCAUGGAACUGUAUGCCAAUAAUCUGGAGGAGCUUGUCGAAGAGCGUACACAAGACUACAUUGAGGAGAAGAAGAAAUGCGAAAAGCUCCUGUAUCAGCUACUACCGCAGAGCGUUGCAGCGCAGCUUAUCAGCGGGCAACCGGUGGUUGCCGAAACAUUCGAUCAGGUCACCAUCUACUUCAGUGAUAUUGUCGGUUUCACCGCCAUCUCAGCCGAGAGCACACCCAUGCAGGUGGUGCAAUUUCUCAACGAUCUCUACACUUGUUUCGAUUCCAUAGUCGAGAAUUUCGAUGUCUACAAAGUGGAAACGAUAGGUGAUGCAUAUAUGGUUGUCUCCGGCUUGCCCAUACGUAAUGGUAAUCAGCAUGCGCGUGAAAUUGCACGUUUAGCACUGGCUCUACUUGGCGCCGUACAUAAAUUUAGAAUACACCAUCGACCGCAAGAUCAACUAAAGCUACGUAUUGGCUUGCACACGGGCGCUUGUGUGGCUGGCGUUGUGGGUCUAAAGAUGCCGCGCUAUUGUCUCUUCGGCGAUACGGUGAAUACGGCGUCACGCAUGGAAUCGAAUGGCGAAGCGCUACGUAUACACAUUAGUCAAAAUACCAAAUUGGCAUUAGAUGAAUUCGGCACAUUCAUAACCACACAACGGGGUUAUGUACCCAUGAAGGGUAAAGGCGAAAUGCUCACAUAUUGGCUCGAGGGUGAAGUACCAAAACCGGAGUCACCUUCAGUGUCGGCACAACAGUUGCUGCACGGGCGGCGUUCCUCACUCAAACAUCCGCCGCAACGUUACAGUGUUAUGUUGCAAAAGCAACAUUCCGAGAUCUCAGAGGGUGAGCAGUUAACGCCAGCGACAAUAGUUGAACACAGUAGCAUACCGAAAACGCCGACUUUGCGUGUGAAGCGCAAAAUCUCGUCAUCAUCACCAAAAUUGAAUGGCAACGAAUUUAAACCCGAGGACUUCAAUUACUAUCUGGAUAAUGUCAAACAACAACAAGACAACGAGCACAUAGUGACUAUGGGUAAGCUAACAAAUGGGCUCAACGGCGACAUUUACAGCAGUCGGUCGCUGCGUGAGCCACGUAAAGAUGCCAACAACGAGUUGGCCAAUCUACGUUUACCGCUAUCUGGUGCACUAAAAAAUCACAAUAACAAUUUAGCGAAUAACCACCGUAACAGCUUUACACAUCUAUUGCAAUCAAACUCGAAUUCCAAUCUAAGCGGCAUUCUACAUCCGACAACACCGGCAUUGGCACGCGUACGCCCGAGGCCAUCACCAAGCAUUUCCCCAUUGGUAUCAAGUGAACGUGCCGAUAAUGAUCAUGUGAUCAAUAGUCAACGCAUCAAAUUCCAAGUAGGCAUUAAAGUUGACGAACCACAAGAUAGCAGUAUAAAUGGCAGAUCUGAGCCAAAUACUUCAGCACAACUUUUACCUCGGCGCCCAUCACUUGAUGAAUCAUAUAGUGAAUCAAAUAUUUAUAAGCCUGAUGGUGUUGAUGAUGACGAAGACGACAUUGAUUUGCCAUUAAAUCACCAGUUGAAUAGUAGUAAAGCACGCUUGUUGGAAGGCGAAAAUCUAAAUAGCGUGGUAUUUACCAAAAAUGGUUGUGAUAGCGUAUGUAAAAGCAACAAUAAUAGCUAUAAUAACAUUGUAAAGGCAAAUAAUGCAAAGAAUUUGCAUCUUAUUAGCAAAGCUGUGCCGCCAAUAGAUAAUCACGUGGGCGCAGGUACUGCAGACGCAGCAAAUACGGGUGCCAGUGUAGUGGGUAGUGCUGUAACUGUGGCCACACCUACUGCAGGGAGUGUAGCGCAACCGUUAUUGGGAAAAAUAAAUUCAUAAUUUGGUCUAAAUCAUUUUUUCAGCAACGAAUUUCACAACUGCAGAGCAAACAUGCAAUUGUAUUGCAACUCAUGUUCACUAAGUGGACGCCUACAUGUACAUAUGUAUGUAUAAUUAUUGCACGAAACACAACAAUGGUGCAGGAAGCACUUUGAAACUGAUUUCAGGUUUAUAAGUAAGUGGAAAUGUGAUCACAAGUUUCUCAAGUAUAAAUGAAAUUUAAACUCUUGUUUGUAUUAAAAUGCUUGAAUAUAUGUAACUUUGCUGAGUCCCGAAGCAAUUUAAAAUAUUUGCACAAGUAAACUAAUAUUACAGAAAUUCUUGUACUCAGUGCUAUUACAAACAAAAAAACUAAAUAUUCACUCGGAAAUAAAAACUAGUUUUAAAAAAUAGUUUAACAUUUAUUAGGUUUUCAAAUUACUGUUGUACAGUGUUAUGUAAUAUGCCAACAGCAUAGUACGACAAAUGUAGCAAAAAUAAUAUAUUGAAAAUGUUAGAUUUUAAACACAAACAUAAUUUCAUCACGUCCUUAAAUCGACCAUCACAAAUAGCAAAUAAGUUAAAUUCUUUGUUUAUAUACUAAACUUUACAGUAUAUAAGAAAUGUAGUGUAUGUUUUAAAAUCAUCUUUAUCCAGUGGCUGUUCUCAAAAACUUUUAACAAAUAAUUGUAGUAAUAUCUUGAAAAUAUAUUUACAUUUUAAGUUGUAUUUAUUUUUUUACUUAAUUAUUGUCUAGUAUAUUUAGAAAAACAUAUUUAUAUAUAUAUGUAUAUGAUACGUAUCUAUAAAUAUAUUUUAAAUAUUGUAAGAAAGUGUAGUUGAAAAAAUAAAGCAUCAAACAAAUUAUUUUCAAUAUCAAA
Bactrocera neohumeralis is the source of this 7393-nucleotide messenger RNA. Its product is annotated as atrial natriuretic peptide receptor 1. Gene Ontology annotation, cellular component: membrane. Gene Ontology annotation, molecular function: protein kinase activity; ATP binding; guanylate cyclase activity. The transcript is spliced from 11 exons. NCBI's taxonomy places the organism in Eukaryota, Metazoa, Arthropoda, Insecta, Diptera, Tephritidae. The record is from RefSeq and is a predicted model, not a curated record. Gene Ontology annotation, biological process: receptor guanylyl cyclase signaling pathway; intracellular signal transduction; protein phosphorylation. Bases 1635 to 6533 code for a protein of 1632 amino acids.